Molecule: messenger RNA, 3759 nt
Organism: Aegilops tauschii subsp. strangulata
Lineage: Eukaryota; Viridiplantae; Streptophyta; Magnoliopsida; Poales; Poaceae
Product: cell division control protein 48 homolog E-like
Biological process (GO): retrograde protein transport, ER to cytosol; mitotic spindle disassembly; autophagosome maturation
Cellular component (GO): cytosol; nucleus; VCP-NPL4-UFD1 AAA ATPase complex
Molecular function (GO): polyubiquitin modification-dependent protein binding; ATP binding; ATP hydrolysis activity
Source: RefSeq, a predicted model, not a curated record
AUGGCGAGCCAGGGCGACGCGAGCGGGAAAAAGGACUACUCCACGGCGAUCCUGGAGAGGAAGAAGUCGCCGAACCGGCUGGUGGUCGACGAGGCGACCAACGACGAGAACUCCACCGUCGCCCUGCACCCGGACACCAUGGACAGCCUCGAGCUCUUCCACGGCGACAUCGUCCUGCUUAAGGGCAAGAAGCGGAAGGACACGGUCUGCAUUCUGCUUCCAGACGACACCUGCGACAAGACCAAGGUCCGGAUGAACAAGGUCGUCCGGAAGAACCUGAGGGUCCGGCUGGGCGACGUCGUCUCCGUCCAUCAGUGCCCGGACGUCAAAUACGGGAAGCGUGUCCACGUACUCCCCGUCGACGACACCGUCGAAGGGAUCGCCGGAAACCUGUUCGAAGCCUUCCUGAGACCCUACUUCCUCGAGGCCUAUCGUCCUCUCAGGAAAGGAGACCUGUUCCUGGUGAGAGGCGGCAUGACGAGCGUGGAGUUCAAGGUUGUGGAGACCGACCCCGCGGAGUACUGCAUCGUCGCCUCUGACACGGAGAUAUUCUGUGACGGCGAGCCUGUCAAGCGGGAGGACGAGGAGAGGCUCGACGACGUCGGCUACGACGAUGUCGGCGGAGUCAGGAAGCAGAUGGCCCAGAUCAGAGAGCUGGUUGAGCUCCCACUGCGCCACCCCCAGCUGUUCAAGUGCAUCGGUGUGAAGCCUCCAAAGGGCAUCCUGCUGUAUGGGCCACCUGGGACCGGCAAGACCCUCAUUGCCAGAGCUGUGGCUAAUGAAACAGGCGCCUUCUUCUUCCUGAUCAAUGGCCCGGAGAUCAUGUCGAAGAUGGCUGGAGAGAGCGAGAGCAACCUCAGGAAGGCGUUUGAAGAGGCCGAGAAGAAUGCGCCGGCCAUCAUCUUCAUCGAUGAGAUCGAUUCCAUAGCACCAAAGAGAGACAAGACCAACGGAGAGGUCGAAAGGCGUAUCGUUUCGCAGCUGCUCACUCUCAUGGAUGGGCUUAAGUCCCGUGCACAUGUUAUUGUCAUGGGCGCUACCAACCGCCCAAACAGCAUCGACCCUGCUCUCAGAAGGUUCGGGAGGUUUGACCGGGAGAUCGACAUUGGAGUCCCCGAUGAAGUUGGGCGGCUUGAGGUUCUUCGGAUUCACACCAAAAACAUGAAGCUAGCUGAAGAUGUUGAACUGGAGCAUGUCUCGAGGGACACUCAUGGGUAUGUCGGCGCUGAUCUCGCCGCCCUUUGUACCGAGGCUGCUCUCCAGUGCAUUCGCGAGAAGAUGGAUGUUAUCGACCUCGAGGAUGACACCAUUGAUGCGGAGAUACUGAAUUCUAUGGCUGUCACCAACGACCAUUUCAAGAUUGCACUAGGGACAAGCAACCCUUCCGCCCUUCGUGAAACUGUCGUGGAAGUUCCAAAUGUCUCUUGGGAAGAUAUUGGCGGUCUGGAGGGUGUCAAAAGGGACCUGCAGGAGACCGUCCAGUAUCCGGUGGAGUACCCAGAGAAGUUUGAGAAGUUUGGCAUGUCUCCCUCCAAAGGUGUUCUGUUCUACGGCCCUCCGGGCUGUGGCAAGACCUUGUUGGCCAAGGCGAUUGCUAAUGAGUGCCAGGCUAACUUCAUCAGCAUCAAAGGACCGGAGCUGCUUACCAUGUGGUUUGGUGAGAGCGAGGCCAAUGUGCGUGAGAUUUUCGACAAGGCCAGGGGGUCGGCACCAUGUGUCCUCUUCUUCGAUGAGCUCGACUCGAUUGCCACCCAGAGAGGAAACAGUGUAGGCGAUGCCGGAGGUGCCGCUGAUAGGGUGCUGAACCAGCUUCUCACCGAGAUGGACGGAAUGAAUGCCAAGAAAACCGUGUUCAUCAUCGGCGCCACCAACAGGCCAGACAUCAUAGACCCUGCCUUGCUUAGGCCGGGGCGCCUUGAUCAGCUUAUCUACAUUCCUCUGCCUGACGUUGAAUCCAGGCUCCAGAUCUUCAGGGCCUGCCUUAGGAAGUCUCCUGUGGCCAAGGACGUCGACCUGAAUGCGCUCGCCAAAUACACGCAAGGGUUCAGCGGCGCAGACAUCACGGAAAUCUGCCAGCGUGCGUGCAAAUACGCCAUCAGAGAGAACAUUGAGAAGGACAUGGAAAAGGAGAGGCGGCUGAAGGAAAACCCUGAAGCCAUGGAGGAAGACGAGGUGGACGAGAUCAAGGCUGCUCACUUCGAGGAGAGCAUGAGAUAUGCACGCCGGAGUGUGAGCGACGCUGAUAUUCGCAAAUACCAGGCCUUUGCUCAGACGCUGCAGCAGUCCCGCGGUUUCGGCAGUGAGUUCCGGUUCGCUGAUCAGCCAGCAACAGGCACUACCGCCGUGACAGAUCCUUUCGCAUCCUCUGCCACGGCAGCUGAAGAAGAUGAUUUGUAUAGUUAAAUUGUCUGUUGUGUUUUGUACUUACUGUAUUAUAUUAGGAGUAUGCAUCUAUAAGACAUAGGAAGAUCAUGUAAUCAUAUUUUUAAGUGCAGUGUUGUGAUAUAUAUAAUGAAGAUUGUAUCCUCCAAAUGAAAGAAAAAAAACAUUUUUCUCCUAUUCCAGUCUGCGUGGCAAGUAUAUAUCCAUUGGCCUGUGGUACAAUUCUCUUGUUCUCUACAGGCAGGCCGCAUCAAGGGUAUUAGCAAUUUAGCAUUAUAUGUGAUGCUAUUUCUUCUUCUUUUAAAUGUACUAGUUCAGUUUCGCUUCGGUAUCUUAAUAAACCUUCUGUUAUGCUGCAUGAUUACCUCUACUGAGAAGUGCCAGAGCCUCACCAGAAUGUUGACAAAUUAGUUUAGAUGAAAGGCUCUGCAAUGCACCAAUACCAAAUUUUGGAUUCUCCAACAAAGUAACUGAAAUAAUCUGUUGAUUAGUACCUGGUUUGGCAUCUGUCCCCCUAGCUGUUCAGUAUUGGCCCCUUUACCACAUCCGCAAUCAACAGCGCUCCACGAAUUCUGAAGCGUGGGAUGGCCGUACUCUCAAGCUUAACUUGAAAGGAAUUUUACCCCAGCUGUGAUGAAGUUUUGGUAUGAGCUAGAGCAGAUUGCUAGGCAUUAACCAGGCCAAUGUCAUGGUUGCCCUGAAAGAUCUGGCAGUAUACCAACAGCGGAGUUUACUCAACCAGCUCCAUAGAGCUCUCUCUAAACUAAUAUAAGAUCUUUUAGAUCACUACUUUAAUGAUCUAAAAGAUCUUAUAUUAGUUUACAGAGGGAGUGACUCGAGCCUUUAUUUCUUCCAUAUAGAAAAUACAAGUCCCUUCAGAAGUUGAGGUUUUAGUAUCUCAUAACAAAAUGAUGACCAUGGGCAAUCUGAAAAGGGGAAACCUGAUCUUGUCUUUUGUUCAGAAACUGAAACUGUGCAUCCAUCACCUGCUCUUUGAUUGUGUAGUUGUUGUUCUCAAAAAAGGAUUGUGUAGUUACUACUAACAAUAUCUUGGAAAUUAUCCUUUUCUGGCUCUACACUGGGCAUUGAUUAUGAACUUGUGGCUAAGUUUUGGGUUUCUGAUGAAUAUGAAAAAUUAGAAACGGCCUCGUUUUAAACCAUGUUGUUUGGAUGGAUAUCAAACAGGUGUGGUGGCUAAAAGAACACAGAUGCUUCCAGUCUCCACAUCCACUUGAAACCGCUGCAAAUUGGAUUGGAGUGAUGCCUUCAGGCUUUGGAGGGAGCUGGAGGCUCUAAACCUGGCCUCUCUCAACCAGCACAGGCUGAAUUCCUCUCUGACCAUCUGCUCUGCUGGGGAGUCGUUCUGGGCUCAAGAUU